This is a messenger RNA of Megalops cyprinoides (Indo-Pacific tarpon), 1939 nucleotides long. It is a transcript of the gene ptx3a, whose product is annotated as pentraxin 3, long a. Gene Ontology annotation, biological process: innate immune response. The coding region runs from base 183 to 1526 and encodes 447 amino acids. Lineage: Eukaryota; Metazoa; Chordata; Actinopteri; Elopiformes; Megalopidae. The transcript has 3 exons. The record is from RefSeq and is a predicted model, not a curated record. Gene Ontology annotation, molecular function: complement component C1q complex binding.
AGCCCCGUGCAAGCUCAGUCCACUUUCAGCUGGUGCUCUCUCCACACCGAGGAACGCAGCCAAAAGAUUGCUCAGCACUAAAAAGGAGGACUACGGACCGCAGCCUGCUGAAACGCAACGUGCUCAACAGAGAGAGAGAGCGAUAGAAAGAGAGUGAGACAGACACACAUACAGACACCACCAUGCCUCUGCUGAGGGUUCUCCUGGUGUGUGUCAUCUGCUCUACCUGUUUGCAGCUGACACAAGCCUAUGAGGAAGAGAUCGAAGUGAAUUACGCUGAUCCCUUUUACAAUGAAAUUGCUGAGGGCGAGCAACAGGAGACUGACCAACCAGAAAGCAACCAACAAGAUGUGGGGCCCACACUGAGUCCCUGCAAGACGCCGGAGUUCACCAAGUGGGACAAACUCUUCACCAUGCUGGAGAACUCCCAGAUGAAGGAGAACAUGCUGCUGCAGUACGCCGACGACAUCAUCAAGGUGGAGCUGCAGUCUCUGCGGGGAGAGAUGCUGCAGUUCGUGGCCAACUACGCGGGGGGCUGUGCCAGCGCCGUGGACAACGCCGGCCGGCGGCUGGCCGUGCAGAUGGACAUGAAGCUGGCCCAGGCCUUUGAGCGGCAGAGGGAAGCCAGCGUAGAGCAGCGGACUCAUCAGGAUGCGAUGAUGCAGCAGCUCCUGGCCGCCAGCCGAAACCAGGCCGCCCGCUUGGGUAAACUGGAGAGCAGCUGUCUGAGUGGCUCAGCGACCAAGGGCUUCACUUCCACCGGAGCAGUCCAGGAAGUGACCAAGGCUGAGGGCAGCCAAUUGGAGAAGAGCCUCGCCGCCAUGGCAGCAGACCUCCAGAAGGCCCGUGUCCAGCUGGACCUCUCCUUGAGGUCAGCCGCGCAGCACUUCCUGCCUGCAGGCUGUGAGAUGGCUCUGCUGUUCCCUAUGCGAUCCAGGCGGAUCUUUGCGGCGGUGACCCCCGACGCCCCGCUAGGUCUGCGCACCUUCACGGUCUGCCUGUGGGCCAAGGUGAGGGAGGCGCUCAACAAGACCGUGCUCUUCUCCUACGGCACCAAGAAGAACCCCUUUGAGAUCCAGCUGGUCCUGAGCGGCCAGUCGGCGCUCUUCACCGUGGGCGGGGAGGCGCACCUGGUGGAGGCGAGUGACGUGGUGCAGGACGGAAAGUGGAGCCACUUCUGUGGCACCUGGAGCUCAGAGGAGGGCCUGGCCGCGCUGUGGGUGAACGGGCAGAAGGUGGCCAGCUCGCCCGGGGUGGCGGAGGGCCACACCCUGCCCGACGGCGGCACCAUGCAGCUCGGCCAGGAGAAGAAUGGCUGCUGCAGCUUCGGGUUCGACGGCGGCUUCGACGCCAAGCUGGCCUUCGCCGGCAAGAUGACGGGGGUCAAUGUGUGGGACCGCGUGCUGGGACCGGAGGAGAUCUCCCAGAAUGCUCAGCAGGAGGGGUCCUGCGGCAGCCGGGGAAAUGUGGUGGGCUGGGGUGUGUCAGAAAUUAUACCACACGGGGGUGCUCAAUACAUCAACUAACUACGUAACAGCUGAACACUCAGCAAUACCAACAACAGCGUCAGCAAAAAAACAGAAAGACUGGAGUCUAUUCACUAUAAGGGUGAACGUUUCCCAUUUAAGGAUCUUCUGGUAUUUCAUACAGCAUUAUCUGACCUUAGGAAAAGAAGUCUAGCUAACAGCUUACCAAAGUAAAAAAAAUACCCUUCAGAACAGAAUAAAGAGCCUGAGUGAGAGGAUGCAUUGUGUUUUUUUUCCUGAAUGUCAGUUUACAAGCUGCAUCAGAGGGGUCUUCUUUUUAUAUUAUUUUAUUUUGUAUGAGGUGAAUCUUAGGCUUUUUUCAGCUAUGUAUUGUGUAAUAUUUCCAACUUUGUAUUUAAAACGUUUACAUUCAGAUCUGACAAAACCUACUUGUAUUUUAUCUCUGUUUUUUU